Messenger RNA from Closterium sp. Yama58-4, 1830 nucleotides. The record is from the annotation of a GenBank genome assembly. NCBI's taxonomy places the organism in Eukaryota, Viridiplantae, Streptophyta, Zygnematophyceae, Desmidiales, Closteriaceae.
AUGGGUUGCGUGUCGUCGCGAGAUGCUUCACAUGAGUCAGGUCUCCCCAAGAGCAAACUAUCCCAGCAAAAAGAAGCUGCGAGCUCAGCAUUGGUCGCACCACAGCAGACUUCUCCGUCCACGGAACCACCCAAAGCCGAACAAUCUAGAGCUGAGCCACCAACGGGACUCGCAUCGGACGCACGAGGAGCAUCAGGAGAGGCAGUAGCGUCGACAGGAGCUUCGGGAACAGCCGGAGCAUCAGGAACCUCGGUAGUAUCAGGAGCCUCUGGAGCACCAGGAGCCUCGGAAGUAUCAGAAGCUUCGGGAGCGUCAGGAGCUUCGGGAGUGUCAGGAGCCCCGGGAGUACCUGGAGCCUCUAACACAUCAGAAGCCUCGGGAGUUCCAGGAGUAUCAGGAGCCUCGGGAGUGCCGGGACCUCCGGGAGUAUCAGGAGCUUCGGGAGUAUCAGGAGUCUCGGCAGUAUCCGGAACAUCGGGAGUAUCCGGAGUCUCGGGAGUGUCAGGAACCUCGGGAAGCUCCGGCAGCCUGCUCGGCUCCGGAGGCCCCGGAUCGUCCACCGGCAGCGGGGGACGCGGCGCAUCUACCCGUUCAUUGGAGCCGCCUGCGGAUCUCACCAUCCCACGGCUGACAGAGGACGAGAUCAAAUGCGUGACUCGGAAUUUUUCCACUGUGCUGGGCGAGGGUGGCUUCGGGAAGGUGUAUAAAGGCGAGAUGCGGCCGUGUGGGGCUAGCCCAAACGGCCCCUGCAGAUGCCCAAAGAAGCCCCGCGAGGGAGGAGGAGGCGCGGGUGAGAGGGAUGCGGGUGGGAGUGGGGGUGCUGAGGGCGAGGGAGGAGGCGGGUCGAAGCCUGGUGCCGCUGGGAUGGUCGAGAGGGAUGCUGGUGGGUGCAAGCCGAUUCCUGUUGCAGUGAAGGUUCUCGCGCCGCACAGCUUUCAGGGCGAUUACGAGUUUAUGACGGAGCUGGUGACGUUUGGGGCGGUGAGGCACAGCAACAUAGUGGAGCUGCUGGCGUACUCGCCACACCCCAGCAAGGCGCUCGUCUACGAGUUCAUGCCCAAGGGGGAUGUGCACGCCCUGCUCGCCCGCUGCAAGAAGGGCGAGGCAACGUUUCCCUGGGCAGCGAGGCUGAAGGUGGCGCACGAGGUGGCGCAGGCAGUGGCGUUCAUGCACUCACUGCGCUACAUCCACCGCGACCUCAAGGCCAGCAACGUGCUCCUCACCCAGGACUUCACGGCCAAGGUGGCGGACUUUGGGCUGGCCAAGGGCAUAGCGGACUGGCGCUCGCAUGUCACAACGAGAGUUGUGGGGUCCUUUGGCUACAUGGACCCCAUGUACUACCUCUCAGGCCACGUGCAUGCCAAGAGCGACGUGUACGCAUUCGGAGUCUUCCUGGUAGAACUCCUGACAGGCAAAUCCGUUCUCCAGGACAGCAUUCACGAGGACCUGAUCCCCACGCUGCUGCACCACGACCACCCCGACCUCGCCCUCCUGGUGGACCCCGCCAUCGCCCCCGAGUGCCGCCGCAAGGACGCCCUCGCCAUCGCCUACAUCGCCAAGUACGCUCUCAUCAAGGAAUGGGACGCGCGCCCCAGCAUGCAGUCUGUGGCUCAGAAGAUCGGAAACGUGGUCAAGUGGCAGAAGUCCCGUGCUGAAGCUGCUGCUGCGGAGGAGGGAGGAGGGGGGAAAGGGGCGACAGCGGGAGGGGAAGCUGGGGGAGGGGAGGCGAAGGGAGGGGUUGGAUCUGAGGAGGUGGUGACUGGGGGAGAUGGUGCUGCUGAGACUCCUGGUGCUGCAGCUGCGGCUGAGGUUCAGAGUGUGAAGUGGUGA